ACAGAUAGGUUACUUAUAGGGCUCGGCCUCGGCGCGCGAGAUGCGCGGCACGCCGCGCGAGUGCUUCACGCGGAAGGCCGCGAGCGCGACGCCGAACGCCUGCAGCGCGGACAUGGGGUGCCGGAAGUCGAGCGCGAACGUCUUCGGCGCGAGCUUGCCGAGCUGGAACACGGCGGCCUCGGCGUCGUCGCGCCGCUUCGGGUCCCGGAGCGCCUCCGCCGUGUAGACGAGAAAGUUUUUCGAGGACGACGCGCGCACGCGCUUCCGGCCGAAGUGGAGCGACAGGCAGCCGAGCUGCCGGUUCCAGACGGGCAGCUUCGAGUGGAGCGCGACGCGCGUGGCCGCCGUCUGCGCGGGGGUCGCGUCGUCCUCCGCGCGCCGGCCGGCGCGCGGGCUGAAGGCUGAAGGCCGAAGGCGGACGCCGGGCGCGGACGGGCUGGCUGUUCCAGUCGUGCGUGUAGUGCGCCGUCGGCGCGGACUCGGGCAGCGCGAUGGCGAGGCGCCGGAGCUCGGCGCCCUGGCGGUCGCACCAGACGCUCGAGGGCCGCACCUCGCAGAGCGGCCGCGCGGCCCGGCCGCGCUGCGCCGAGACCAGGACGAGCUCGAAGACGGGCGCCUUGUUCCGGCCCUCGCGCGGCGCGACGACGGCGACGACGUUCUUCGGCGCGGCCCGCGCCGCGGCCUGCGCGUCGGCGAAGGGCCGCGGGAGCGGGAGCCGCGUGCUGGCGACGAAGGCCUCGGCCGUCGACACGUAGCAGACGCCGCCGACGACGCGCGCGCCGAGCAUGAACGCGCCGUCCUCGGCCCGCAGCUCGAAGCGGUCCUUGCGCGGCCGCGACACGCGGCAGGGCACCCAGUUCGGUCGCCGCGGUGUCGGCACGGGGCUCGGCGUCAGCAGCGCGGGCGACACGAACUCGUGGCUCUGGCCGGCCUCGAGGGCCUCGAAGUCCUCGAAGGCGAUCGGGCCCACGGGGCUCUUCGAGGGCGGCGCGGCCUUGAAGCCGGCCAGGGCGAGGGCCGCCAUGCCGAAGCGAGGGCUGAGCCCAGGCCUUCCAGUGAGCCUGCUCCCAAAACGCUGCCUUUCGCGUCGACGACGCGCGCGCUGCCGAGGACGGGGCCUGGCCCUCCCAAACGACUGCGAGCUGGCAGCCGCGCCGCUCUCGUGCCGGAUUGGAGGCUCGAC
This is a messenger RNA of Pelagomonas calceolata, 1183 nucleotides long. The record is from the annotation of a GenBank genome assembly. Lineage: Eukaryota; Pelagophyceae; Pelagomonadales; Pelagomonadaceae.